Molecule: messenger RNA, 150 nt
Organism: Paramecium sonneborni
Lineage: Eukaryota; Ciliophora; Oligohymenophorea; Peniculida; Parameciidae
Source: the annotation of a GenBank genome assembly
UAUAUGGUUCAUAAAAUUAUGACAUCUCUAAAAUAAUUUCGAAGAGUUUUUGAGGCUCAAAAACUUGGUAGACAAUUUUUUGGACUAAUCAACAUGGGAAUCUAUAUUAUAAAUAUUUGGAUUAAAAUGGAAAUUCUAAUUGUAGAAUGA